AACAAUUGUGAAAAAGAAAUCUGUCGGCGGAAGUGAUAUCCGUCGAGGCGGAGGCUUAAAAACAUUUCGGGUGAUGCACUUACUUCCUUUUUACUGUGGCCGCCAUACAGCGAGGAGCGUGAAUCCCGGCGAGCCGUAAGAUAACUAACGAAAAUGGCCUGUGCCCGACCCCUGAUCUCGGUUUACUCCGAGAAAGGAGAAUCCUCAGGCAAGAAUGUCGUCAUGCCUGCUGUGUUCAAGGCUCCAAUUCGCCCUGAUGUUGUGAAUUUCGUUCACACCAACAUGCGCAAGAACAGCCGCCAGCCUUAUGCAGUCAGUGAACUGGCAGGUCACCAGACCAGUGCCGAGUCCUGGGGUACAGGAAGAGCUGUAGCCCGUAUCCCUCGUGUGAGAGGUGGUGGUACACACCGCUCUGGCCAGGGUGCUUUUGGAAAUAUGUGUCGUGGAGGUCGCAUGUUUGCCCCCACCAAAACCUGGCGCCGCUGGCACCGCAGAAUCAACACGACCCAGAAGCGCUAUGCCAUCUGCUCUGCCGUGGCUGCCUCUGCCAUUCCUGCACUGGUGAUGUCCAAAGGACACCGCAUUGAGGAAAUCCCUGAGGUCCCACUGGUGGUUGACGACAAAGUUGAGGGCUACAAGAAGACCAAGGAGGCGGUGCUGCUGCUUAAGAAGCUUAAAGCCUGGAAUGAUAUCAAGAAGGUCUACGCCUCUCAGCGCAUGCGUGCUGGUAAGGGUAAGAUGAGGAAUCGCAGACGGAUCCAACGCAGAGGACCGUGCAUCAUCUACAACCAGGACGCCGGUGUCACCAAAGCCUUCAGAAAUAUCCCAGGCAUCACUCUGCAGAACGUGAACAAACUCAACCUCCUGAGACUCGCCCCUGGUGGUCACGUUGGCCGCUUCUGCAUCUGGACUGAGAGUGCUUUCCGCAAACUGGACGAGCUGUACGGCACCUGGCGUAAACCUUCUUCCCUGAAGGCCGGAUACAACCUGCCCAUGCACAAGAUGACCAACACAGAUCUGAGCAGGAUCCUGAAGAGUGAGGAGAUCCAGAAAGCACUUCAUACACCUAACAAGAAGAUCAACCGCAGAGUGCUGAAGAAGAAUCCUCUGAAGAACUUGAGGAUAAUGCUCAAACUGAACCCUUACGCCAAGACAGCAAGACGUCAUGCCAUUCUCAAGCAUGAUCCUGCGAUCAAGGCCAAGAUGCUGAAACCCAAGAAGAAGCCUGGAAAGAAGGGAGCACCUGCCAAACCCAAGGCGUAAAUCUCUAUACAAGCAAACGAGUUCAGUGAUUAAUAAAUCAUUUGUUUAAAAUUUUA
Molecule: messenger RNA, 1319 nt
Organism: Sebastes umbrosus (honeycomb rockfish)
Lineage: Eukaryota; Metazoa; Chordata; Actinopteri; Perciformes; Sebastidae
Product: 60S ribosomal protein L4-B
Exons: 10
Coding region: 154-1263 (369 amino acids)
Biological process (GO): translation
Cellular component (GO): cytosolic large ribosomal subunit; ribosome
Molecular function (GO): RNA binding; structural constituent of ribosome
Source: RefSeq, a predicted model, not a curated record